This is a messenger RNA of Polistes canadensis, 987 nucleotides long. RefSeq lists its product as uncharacterized. The transcript has 2 exons. Lineage: Eukaryota; Metazoa; Arthropoda; Insecta; Hymenoptera; Vespidae. The record is from RefSeq and is a predicted model, not a curated record. Gene Ontology annotation, cellular component: membrane. The coding region runs from base 375 to 866 and encodes 163 amino acids.
UUCGGAAUUUAUAAUUUUCAUUAAAUUGUAUAUAGUAGUCAGUUAACAAUGUGUUAUAAAAUAAGAUAGAUUUUUACCAUAUUCAUAUAUGUAGAAGUUUAUUGAAAAUUGUGUUGAUGUUCAAUGUGUACCUGCUUCGUAGAAAAUCGAUUUCGUAUACAGAAGCUAAACAGUCGGAUAAUCGGUUGUCAUUUGACUCUCAAAUAGAAUCUAAGCAUAGUUUCACCUCGCAAGUAGAUCGUCUCUCGAGGAGUUCGACAGUUCGUCGUCAUUCGGCUCGACGUGAAAACGUAAGGAGAAAGAAUCUCUCUUUCUCUCUCUCUCAUAUUCCGUUUGCUUUUUUGCUUAUUUCUUUUUUUUGCGCGUGAAAUACGAUGCUUUAUAACGUGAAUUCAAACGAUGAGGGACAAGGAGAGAAACUUUGGACGAUAUACGCGUGGUGGGCCAGCGUUCUAAUAUUGAAGAUGAUGUCCUUGACUUGGAUUACAGGACGAGUUCGCGUUGCCAAACAGGUGAUACACAGCGAGGAGGAUAGGAUGUGGAUGAAAAGAAAUCACGUGAUCCUGUGCCCAAGUGGCGGUGGACAUCCGGCAGUGGAUCGUAUCAGGAGCGCUCAUUACAAUGAUCUAGCGAUCGUUUUACCUUAUCUCUUGAUCGUACCCAUUUGGUUGAAUACCUCGCCAUCUUUUUUCUCAACUAGAGCGAUAAUGCUUUGUUUUGCCAUCAGUAAUAUUUUCUCGACUUUGAUGCAUUUGGAAAUAGUCGAGACACCUAAUAUUUGUCGAAUACUUUCUCGAGCUUGCUGUACCUCCAUUUUGGUUUAUAUUUGUAUCUCUUGUAUGGCACGAUACUUAAUUGUCAUUUAAAAAUUUGAUAGCAUAUACGAAUCGUACAGAUGUGUUUUUAACUACUUGCUCUACGGAUGCUCUAUCUGUAUCUUUUUCUCUUUCUCUCGAUGAUUAACAAUUGUAGGAUAAUUUAAUGUAA